CCAAGUGCCACCACACACACACACACACUCACAUACACUCAGCACAUCCGAGUCAUCUCAGGGGCUCAGCAGGUUGUGUGUGUGAGAGUGUGUCCAUCUGCAUGUGUGUGUGUGAGGGAACUGGACUCAUCAAGACUGUGUUCCAGACCAGGAUGAAAACUGUGUUGGGACUUCUAGUGCUGCUGGCUGCAUCUACUCAUGGUCUGGACUCCAUGUGUAAUGCUACUCAGAAUGCUGCAUGUUAUGGGGCUCUGGGAGGACCUGUCUACCUGCAGCUGAUGAAGAACGCCAGUGGACAUGACCUGAGCCUCCAGUUAUACUGGGGAAAUAACAAACUCUUCAUAAUGAGAAAAUUAACACCGGUGUUCACUAAUCAAUCAUUUAGUGUGACGUGGCAGUUUGUUCCUGAUAACGGGACCAUGAUUAUAAACCCUGCAGAGACGAGAGACGCAGGAACAUACAGAGUCCAGAUCAUUGAGGAGGCAACAGGGAAAUCAGUGGGAGAUCACACAGUGCAGCUGAUUAUAGAAGCCCCUGUGUCUGGUGUGGACCUGUCAAUCAGCUGCUCAGCCAAUGGGGAGAGGAGUUUAAGGUGCUCCUCCAAUGGGGACAGUCCUCAGUACAGCUGGUCUCUGGAUGGGAGGCCCCUGGGUGAAGCUGAUGCUGAUCUCAGUUCAGAUAACCAGCCUCUCCUGCUGAGGGGGAAUGUGACUGGACAACUCACCUGCAGCGUCAGGAACCACGUCAGCAGCAAACACACCACCAGACUGAUGGAGCUCUGCUAUGGUGCCUCCACCACUGUGUCUGUCACACCAGCUAACCACACCCUCCCCUCUGCCCACACAGAGCGCCCAGUGUCAGUGAUUUAUGUGUCAUCCUUCCUGGUGUUCAUCCUUGUGUGUCUGUGUGUUGCUGCGUGGAUGUUCUACAUCUGGAGGAAAAGGAGAAAUACACACACACCAGUAAAGGAAGACCCUGAUGAUGUAGUGUAUGUCAAGGUGACUAGCAACACCAGAAGAUCAGACAUGCAAGGUGUGGAAGCCCAGGAGGUGGUGUAUUCUGAUGUUGCCACCGGCGAACAGGAGGAGCAGAUGCAAGAGCAGGAAGCCUCCAGCAGGUGA
Alosa alosa (allis shad) is the source of this 1121-nucleotide messenger RNA. RefSeq lists its product as uncharacterized. The record is from RefSeq and is a predicted model, not a curated record. Bases 102 to 1121 code for a protein of 339 amino acids. The transcript is spliced from 7 exons. Lineage: Eukaryota; Metazoa; Chordata; Actinopteri; Clupeiformes; Clupeidae.